Molecule: messenger RNA, 3114 nt
Organism: Cetraspora pellucida
Lineage: Eukaryota; Fungi; Glomeromycota; Glomeromycetes; Diversisporales; Gigasporaceae
Source: the annotation of a GenBank genome assembly
AUGAGUGGUAAAAAUAACGACAUAAUUGUUGCUCGAAGACGUCUUGAUCACUUUAGUAAGGCGUUAAAAUCACAGGAUCAUACAAGUAAUGAUGUAUCAAUUGAUACUGCAGAUUCCGAAAACUUUGCAACAAUUCGCAUUGGCGAUGUUUCGUUAAAAAUUUUGAAGCCCAAAAAUCCAGAAUUAGUGCCAUAUUGUGUUAACCCUUUAUUCGAAGAUUCACAAGAAGUUAUCCGGCAUUUAAGAUGGAUGAUGCAAAAAGAAAAGCUUGGUCAAGAUAUUUUUCUUAUUGGUCCUCCGGGCCCAUUAAGGAGAAGUCUCGUUCUUAGGUAUGCUCAACUUACAGGCAGAGAAAUUGAAUAUGUAGCGUUAUCUAAAGAUUGCACGGAUUCCGAUCUUAAACAACGUCGGGAGAUUUCUGGUGGUACCGCUUAUUAUGCAUGCGUACGUGCUGCUAUACAUGGGCGAAUUUUAAUAUUAGAUGGUAUUGAAAAAGCAGAAAGAAAUGUACUUCCAAUUUUAAAUAAUUUAUUGGAAAAUAGAGAAAUGUUACUUGAAGAUGGUAGAUUUUUAGUACAUUCAAAGCGUUACGCUUCUCUUAUCAAAUCAAAUUCAAAAGUCAGUAUGGACGGUUUAAAAUUAGUCAAGGUAUCUGAACGCUUCAUUGUGAUGGCAUUGGGUUUGCCAGUUCCCCCAUAUAUUGGUCAUUCUUUAGAUCCUCCGCUUAGGUCUCGUUUUCAAUGUAGAGACGUUAAGCAACCUGAAUUUGAUUCUCAAAUAAAACAUUUACGUAAAUUAGCUCCAAACGCUACUUUAGAAAUAGUUGAACGAUUAGUAUCUGUAGCAAAUGUGCUUGGAAAUAUACAGUAUGAUAAUAACGGUGGAAUCUCUAUUCCUGAAUUCCCAGCUUCAAUUGAUACUAGUGUAUUAGUGUUGCAAAAAUUUCCUAAUGCUGAACAAAAAAGCGUCAUCGAAGCAACUUAUCACCGCUUUGGAAUGCUUGGAUUAGAUUUUGAUAAAACUUCUGCAAAUGAUAUUAAAAAAGAUGAACCUAUUUUUCAAUGUAUGCCAGGAUACAAUAUUAAAAAUAUCCAACCAUCAAACGAUAUAGGAAAAACUGUUGGCAUUGAGCUUCCUAUAUAUAAGUUCGAACUGGAUUUCCAGCAUAUGGACUAUAAUAAAAUUCAUCAUGUUAACAUGUUUGGCGGUUCAGAUGAACUCUUGGCUGAUUUCUUCGUAGAGACAAAAUAUCACCAAAAUAUUUUUAAUACAAUGUUGAUUGCACAUUCUGUUGGUGAUUUUUGUCUCAUUGGUGAAAAAGGAGUUGGAAAGAGUGCAUUGAUGAGACAUUUUGCAGCAAAGCUUGGCUACAAUAUUGAAUAUAUUCCUUUAUAUAAAGAUAUGUCUUCUCGUGAUCUUCUCCAGCGUCGUAGUACUACUUUUGCCGGUGAUACUAUGUGGGAAAAUUCGCCAUUAGUGCGGGCCACGAUUUCUGGACACCUUGCUGUUCUAGAUGGAAUUGACACACUUUCUGGAGGAACACUUAUGGUUUUGGAGAGGCUGGUUAAAGAGCGUGAACUUUCUCUUCCUGAUGGAAAGCAGUUGAUUCAUCCUGCUAGAUAUGAAAGGCUGAUUCAUAAAGAUGGAUUGACUCAUGAGUCGUUGGAAAAAAAAGGGAUAUUUGCGAUACAUCCAGCUUUUCGAAUCGUGGCCUUAGCUCGUCCUGGCUCUUGGCUCACUCCAGAAAUUGUUGCAAUGUUCCAAUUUAUUGUUAUUUUUCCAUUAGAUUAUCUGGAAGAGACACAAAUUCUUGAGACAUUGUCUCCAGGUAUAGACACCAAAAAACUCUCCCUCCUUUUGCACUUCGUAAAUCAUCUCCGUCAAGAUACUGGAGAAACAGUGAAAACUUUAUCUGAUACACUUUCUACACGACAACUUAUCCGGAUUUGUCGCCGUAUUACGCUGUUUCCUAAAGAGAGUCUUUAUCUAGCAAUUCAAAAAGCUACGCUCUCCAGGUUCUUGCCGUCCUUGGUCAGAACAGCGCUAGAAGAAUUGAUGAUAAAUAAUGAGAUUUUACCACCCACAGAACUUGUUGAUAUUGAAAAGGUUCUCCCAUCACGAGACGACCCCAAAAUUCUUCGUAUCGGAGAAGUGUCACAGCCCAUAGCAAAAGACUCAAAUCCUCUUUUAGUUCCUGAGGUAGUUUUUCACGAGAAUCCAAAGCAGACAGAGAUACUAAUGCAAAUGUUACAAGAUUAUCAAUUGGGUGAACAUUUGUUGCUGAUUGGAAAUCAAGGAGUUGGAAAAAACAAGCUGGCGGACUACUUUUUACAAUUGCUGAAGUUACCAAGGGAAUAUAUACAAUUACACCGUGAUACAACUGUGCAAAGUUUAACCUCUAUACCUACAAUCAUUAAUGGUGUCUUGCAAUUUGAAGAUUCACCUCUAGUCAAAGCUGUAACGAAUGGCCAUGUAUUAGUUGUGGAUGAAGCAGAUAAAGCUCCUACGUACGUUACAGCAAUACUCAGGAAUCUUCUUGAAGAUGGUCAAAUGGUUUUAGGUGAUGGACGGAGAAUAGUCUCAACUAUUACGUCAAAAAACUCUAAAGAAGAAUGCAUCGUGAUUCAUAAGAACUUUAGAAUGAUUGUUUUGGCAAAUAGACCUGUUCCUAAUGAUCUUUUAUUAAAACUUACAGCUGCAUUUAGUGAUCUAAGAAAACUCGUAGAUGAAGGGUUAAUUUCUUAUCCUUAUUCUACGAGAGAGUUAGUGAAUAUUGUUAAACACAUGCAACAAUACCCAGAUGAGGGUGUUUCAUAUAUUUUGCAAAACGUUUUUGACUUUGAUCAAUAUGACAAGGCUUCUAAAGAUCUUUUGAUAGCAGUUUUUCAAAAGCAUGGAUUCCCAGUUGGAAUAGAGUCUAAUUACGCAAUUAAGUUAGGAAAAAAAGUUCCAUUGACUAGUCCGAUAAUUACUGAAGUUUGGACGAAAUCAAAUUUGGAAAGGAAAAUAUGUGUAGUGAAGAAAUUUGCAAUGAAAUUUAGAGGCUUGUGGGAAAUUCAUAUGAGCGAAGCUAAGGAAUUGGAACGAACUGAAGGCAAGAUAUUAAAUUUAUGA